This is a messenger RNA of Rhodotorula toruloides NP11, 1014 nucleotides long. RefSeq names its product zinc-binding oxidoreductase. The record is from RefSeq and is a predicted model, not a curated record. NCBI's taxonomy places the organism in Eukaryota, Fungi, Basidiomycota, Microbotryomycetes, Sporidiobolales, Sporidiobolaceae. Gene Ontology annotation, molecular function: oxidoreductase activity, acting on NAD(P)H. Bases 1 to 1014 code for a protein of 337 amino acids. The transcript has 4 exons.
AUGAAGGCUGUUUAUGUCUCGAAGGAAGGGCGCGAGCUGCAGGAUCGCCCCAUCCCCUCACCCGGCCAGAACGAGGUCUUGAUCCGAAAUGUCGCUGUCUCGAGCAACCCGAAGGACUGGAAGAUUCCCUUCUACAUGGCUCCGUACGCCGCCGUCGAGGGCAACGACGUCGCAGGGUACGUCGAGAAGGUCGGCGAGGGCGUCACCAAGUUCAAGGUCGGAGACAAGGUCGCGGCGUUCACCAAGAUGCGAACUGACGACAAGUACGGCGCGUACGCCGAGUACUCCGUCUCGCCUUCCAACACCGCUUUCCACCUUGGCCGCAACACGUCGUUCGAAGACGCCGCCGCCCUCCCGCUCGCGUACAGCACAGCUGCGAUCGGACUGUUCAAGCGUCUUGGCUUGAGCGAGCCAGACCAGCCGGGUCAGCGAGACGGCGCACUCCUCGUCUGGGGCGGGGCGACCACUGUCGGUGUUUACGCUAUCCAGCUUGCUAAGAAAGCAGGCUACCACGUCGUCGCUGUCGCAGGCUCUUCUCAAGACGUCCCCAAGUCCUACGGAGCCGACGAAGUCCUCGACUACCGAAACAAGUCGACCUCGUCUCUCGCCUCCGAGAUCCGCCAGUCCUUCAACGGCAAGGGCGUCAAGUACAUCUACGACGCCGUCUCGGAGGGUACGCUUGACGUCGUCGCCGAGGCGCUUAAGGAUGUCGAGGGAUCGAGUUACACCUACGUCCUCACUUACAGCGAGGAGCAGCUCGAGGCGCUUCCCUCAAACGUCCACGCCGAACGGACGCUCUGCGCGACAGCAUACGGCGAAGACUCGGACUUUGCGGAGAAGUGGUUCGACUGGGUCGGAAAGGCGAUCGAGGCAGGCGAGUUCCGAGCACAGAAGGUGACGGUCGUGCCAGGUGGACUCGAGGGCGUCGAGGAGGGCCUGAGGAGGUUGCAGCAGGGUGAGGUGCGAGGCGAGAAGCUCGUGUACCGCAUCAAGGAGACGCCGGGACUCGCCUGA